CGGAUGGAUUCAUAACACAGUGCUUUGGACAUCGUAUUCGUCUCUCUACAUGCAACACGAGAGAGAAAAAAAUCAAUUCGACGCGUACUGAAGUUUUGUGAACCGACCUUUUCGUUCAACACCGUGUGAGACUUUUAUUUUGAUUUUCCUGAUUCGGCUGCAAAUAAUACUGAACAAUGGAUUCAACACUGCAACACAAUGAAGACACUCAAGCCAAUCGCUUGAUAAAAUUUGGCAUGCGAAUGGGUGUCAGUGCUGCUUUACAUCCUUUUGAAUAUGCCAAAGUGUUGAUACAGAUUGGUUAUGAACCCAUCGCGCCACAACCUGGCAAAACAUUUCUUGGACGACCGGCGAUGAUCUUGCCAAACAUCUUUCAAUACGUGAAACAUAUUAAGAAGGUCGACGGUUUGGCAGGAUGUUAUCGCGGUUUGACACCAAAAUUGGUCGGUUCAGUGAUUGGUGUAAUUGGCAGCAAGAGAGUAGCAGAAAAAUUUGGCCUCGACGAUAACGAUGACAAUGAAAGCAAAGAUGAUUCGGAACUCACCGAAGAAGAAAGCUAUGAACGAUUCCUGAAGAGUCUGAAACGCGAUUUGAUAUUGCAUGCAUCGGGCAUCAUCAUUACACACCCGUUUCAAGUCAUUUCGAUUCGAAUGAUGGCACAAUUCGUUGGGCGUGAAACUAUUUACAAAUCGAUUUGGUCAUCAAUAAAGGAAAUAUUCGGGCAAGAGGGAUUGUUCGGCUUCUUUUCCGGAUUGAUUCCGAAAUUAAUUUGUGAUUUGACAUGCAUUGCACUCACCAGCACAACAUGUUAUCUCGUCAACAAGUACUAUAUUAGCGACCAAGGAAAUCGCACAUACUUCGCUGGAUUCAUUCAAUUCGUCUACGCAAGUGUUUUGUAUCCAAUUCAAGUCGUUUCGACCUGCAUGGUUGUCACUGGUUCAAGACUUCAAGCUGGUUCCCCACCUCAUAUGCCCGUAUACAAGAACUGGUCGGAUUGUUUGACUCACCUGAAAUCAACUAAUCAACACAAACGUGGUAGUUCCUUAUUCUGGAGAUAUUAUCAUCCACAAAUUCGCACCGAUUCAUUCGUUCCAUACCCAAAAUUGUCAAAGUACUGAGGGACAUAACACAAGCGAAAUCCCACAAUUUUGAUUCACAUAAAUGGCAUUUAAUUCCUCAACGCCGCUACAGGAUUGGUUGUGUGACAGCCGAAUUUGAAAUAAACUCACAUUAGUCAAGCAUUUGUUGGUAGUGUUCUGAGUAUUUGAGAACAAUGUUUCCAAAGAAAAAUAUUCUAUUUUUAUUAAAAAUGAAAAAUGCAAAUGUUAAAAAAUGCAUACAACUGGGGUUUUUCUUAUCUUUAUGUUCAAUGUUUUUCUUGGUUUCACAUAUCGCAUGAAACUGAAACCGAAUAUGUUUAAUACAUGCCAAACAAACGAUAAUUGCUAAGCAAAAGGAAUUCUAAAAUUUGAAUAAAUAAAAAACUUUUGUAUUUGUGUGUGAAAUCGAAUAGA
Sitodiplosis mosellana (orange wheat blossom midge) is the source of this 1514-nucleotide messenger RNA. It is a transcript of the gene Mtch, whose product is annotated as mitochondrial carrier homolog 2. The transcript is spliced from 7 exons. The coding region runs from base 177 to 1118 and encodes 313 amino acids. Lineage: Eukaryota; Metazoa; Arthropoda; Insecta; Diptera; Cecidomyiidae. The record is from RefSeq and is a predicted model, not a curated record.